Molecule: messenger RNA, 860 nt
Organism: Drosophila serrata
Lineage: Eukaryota; Metazoa; Arthropoda; Insecta; Diptera; Drosophilidae
Gene: GstE2
Product: Glutathione S transferase E2
Biological process (GO): glutathione metabolic process
Molecular function (GO): glutathione transferase activity
Source: RefSeq, a predicted model, not a curated record
CUUACAGUUCGAGAUUGGAUCAUGUCAGGCAUAGUGCUAUACGGCCUGAACAUCAGUCCCCCAGUCAGAGCUUGCCAGUUGACGCUGCGAGCCUUGGAACUGGAGUAUGAGUUCAAGGAAGUGAAUCCCCUGGCCGGAGAGCAUCUGACCGAGGAGUUCCUGAAGAAGAAUCCCCAGCACACCAUACCGCUUCUCGACGACGGAGGAGACCUGGUCUGGGACUCACAUGCCAUUGCGUGCUAUCUGGUGGAUAAGUAUGCCCAGUCGGACGAGCUGUAUCCCAAGGAUCUAGUGAAGCGCUCCCAGGUGAAUCAGCGCCUAUAUUUCGAUGCCAGUGUCCUGUUCAUGGCCCUGCGCAACAUCUGUGUUCCGUACUUUUACAACAACGUCACGGAAAUACCCCGGGAGAAGGCCGACAAUAUACGCGAUGGUUAUGGUCACCUGGAGACCUUUUUGGGUGAGAAUCCGUAUGUCAACGGUGAUACCCUGACUGUGGCUGAUUUCUGCUGUGCGGCCACAGUCUCCACGCUGCCAGCCUUUGUGGAACUCGAUGCUGAGAAGUAUCCCAAGGUCACUGCCUGGCUGAAACGCCUCCAGGAGCUGCCCUAUUACGAGGAGGCCAACGGGGUGGGGGCCACCGAGUACGUGGAACUGCUGAAGGGCCAGUUGACCCUUCUGUAAGCAGUCCUCUUUCCCACAAUUACCCAGUGUUGAGGACAUGCAUUUUUAAUCGCAGCUAAUUAAAUGAAAGUAGUUGACAAAUCCUUCUCAUUGUCCACACUGGAAGAGAUGCAUUGAAAAAAAUUACUAUGACGGGAAAAAUAGACACAAUAAAUGUAAAACCCGAGUUAAAAAAAAAA